UCCUCUCUCUCUCUCUCAGCCUCAGAAGACGGACUACUACUCUCUCACUAUCUGCGCCUGAGAAGGCGGCGGACUAUUGGAUUGAACCGUUUCGUCCUGCGGCCACGACGGUCAAGGAAACAUGGAACCGCUUUGGAUCUUCUCUCCGGUGGCUUCUGUUCGUUCUGUUGCUCGGAAAUGACGGAAAUAGGCUGGUGCUCUGAAGGAUUCGCAAACUGCUUAUGUGUCCCUUCGCCGCUCGCUCGUCCACGAGUUUCCUAAAUACAGUUCUACACAAGCAGACAAUUAUGAAGCUUCCAACUACUGGGCAGAAAUAUACAACAAGAUGUACACUUAUUCUUCUCUGGAUAUCAGCUGUGAUUCUAGCUGUCACCUAUGCUGUAAGCAGAAACACUUAUGGGUUUAACGGGAUGUCCUCAAUCUCCAUUUCUCUCCUACCAAAUUUGAAGAAUGCUACUUUUCAUACCGACAUUUCUGCUUCUUGGACUAAGAAGCAGUUGAUUUUAGAUAAACUACCUGAUGUCACUGCACCAAAUUUUGCUGAACAAGGAUCUGCUGUACAUGGCCCAUCAGUAGGUCUAUUGAAGGGCUUAUCUGAUAAUCAUGAAUUUGAAAAGUCACCUGGUGAUGUCCAGGUUCCUCAAAUGAGCAAAUCAUCAAAACUGCAUCUAACUUCUCCACUAGAAAACGAGCCUCUAUCUAGACACUCUAAUGGUUUGGCACCUCCAUUCCUUCCUUCACCUCAGGAGGCACCAAAACUAGUUGAUGGUAAUGGUUCUGUUAAUUCAGUUAUUUCUUCUCUUGUUGAAGAACAGAAGCCUCCACUUCCAAAUACAAAUAGUACUGGUCCAAAGCAGCUAUAUCUUCCUUCACAAGAGGUGCAGAAUUCUUCUGAACGGACCUAUCCAAAGGAUUCCAAAGACUUUUCAUUCAAGAAAGUAAAUGAAGAAGCACCUGUCAGAGAUGAACUAGACAAAGUUCUAGCCAGCACUGCAGAUGAAAAUAAGACUGUGAUCAUCAUUUCCCUGAAUAGUGCAUGGUCAGGAAAUGGGUCUAUGAUUGACCUCUUCUUGGAGAGUUUUCACAUAGGUGAAGGCACAAAGGAGUUAUUACGUCAUCUUCUCAUUGUCUCUGUAGAUGCAAAGGCUUACGAUCACUGUAUAAAGAUCCAUCCACAUUGUUAUAUCCUGAGAACACAAGGGGUUGAUUUCUCUGCCGAGAAGAAGUACAUGACACAAGAUUAUCUAAGAAUGAUGUGGAGAAGGCUUGGUUUCCUAGGUGACAUACUAAAGCGAGGAUAUAGCUUUGUCUUCACUGACACAGAUAUCAUGUGGCUCCGGAAUCCCUUCCCUAUUCUCUCACAAGAUGCUGACAUCCAGAUUGCUUCGGAUGGUUUCAAUGGGAGAGCUGAGGACAUCCGCAAUAGUCCAAACUGUGGCUUCAAAUUUGUUCGAUCAAACAACAAGACAAUCAGUUUCUAUGACUAUUGGUAUAAAUCAAGAUGGCUGUUUCCAGGUCAAAAUGAACAAGAUGUAAUCAACUUGUUGAAGUUCCGAAGCAGCUUUAGGAAGCGGAACAUGAAGUUUCUCUUUCUGGACUCAAAGCAUUUCGGCGGUUUCUGCCAGAGGAGCCAAUACAUAGAUGAUACCUACACAAUGCACGCUAAUUGCUGCAAGGGACUAAAGGCAAAGCUUACAGAUCUUAGAACUGCAUUAAAUGAGUUCAUAGCAAGCAAGAACACAUCCUUGUCACAACACGGCAAAGCUCGCAGAGCAAAAUGGUCACCUCCAAAAGCAUGCCCCCUUUCAUGGUUCCAGCACUAGGCUACAUUGUCAGACUGCAGGCAAGAAUAAUCUCCUUCCUUGCUUCGAUGCAGAUAGCAUAAGCUGUAUGAUCUGCUCUUUUUGGAUGGUGGGAGACUGGCUAUGGGCACCAUCAAGAUGCUGCAGAUAUACUUGAUUCACGAUUCUUUCUUUGUCCCUCAUGUUUUAUACUUCAAUGUAAGCAUGAUCACACACACAGAAAAGAAAAAAGGCAUGAACAGGCAAAAUGUUUUAUAAUUUCUCCAGUUACAAUCAAACAAGAAAUUAAGUGCCGAUGUAGAGAGAGAGAGAUGAAACUGCUGCCGAUGCCGCAAUUGAUGCGGAUGUCGCAGUGAAGUGGUGCGGUGAUGUUUUUUUUUGCUGGACAAAAAAAUGAGAUGCCGUAACGGUAAGGUUUUCUAUCCACGGACAAAAGUCGGAGCUCUGAGCUCCGACUAUUUUCCGUGGACAAAAGUUCCGCCC
Molecule: messenger RNA, 2285 nt
Organism: Nymphaea colorata (pocket water lily)
Lineage: Eukaryota; Viridiplantae; Streptophyta; Magnoliopsida; Nymphaeales; Nymphaeaceae
Exons: 4
Coding region: 222-1823 (533 amino acids)
Source: RefSeq, a predicted model, not a curated record